Molecule: messenger RNA, 2148 nt
Organism: Cornus florida
Lineage: Eukaryota; Viridiplantae; Streptophyta; Magnoliopsida; Cornales; Cornaceae
Exons: 2
Coding region: 1-2148 (715 amino acids)
Biological process (GO): meristem development; meristem maintenance
Source: RefSeq, a predicted model, not a curated record
AUGGCACAAGAGAAACAAAAAGCAAAUUCUAUAUACGAAGCAAGAGAUGAUGAAAUGGUUUCUGUGAAAGAUGGGAAAUCCAGAGUAAGAAUCGCAAGAUUUCUCAGACCAUGUACCAGACAUGUCCGUCAAGCUGUUGGUAUUCCUCAUACUCCAUUGCUGUCUGAAAUUUUCUCUCACGAUCUUCAACAAUGGCCGUCACAGGUUCUCUUCAAGGGUUGGAAACAACCCCAGAAGAAAUGGAAAGAAUGGGUCGACCGUUUGGCUCCAAAACACGGUGCCAUUUGGAAUCAAACCGGUAUAUGUGAUGCUAUCAUGGCUUCAAUCUAUGAAAUGCGUUGCAAUCAGGAUUUACUACUCGGGUUAUCGGAAUUUUGGUGUUCUAAAACAAACACAUUUGUGUUUCCAUGGGGUGAAGCAACGAUUACCCUAGAAGAUGUGAUGAUCAUCGGUGGGUACCCAGUUCUCGGUAAGCCCGUGAAUAGUCCUCUUUCUGGGGGACUAGUGAAAAUCGAAGAAGCCAUGAACAAACAUCGAAUUGAACUUUGUAGAAGUAAAGCUAAAAAGGCCACUCAUGGUGGGUGGCUCAGCAAAUUUAUGGAGGUAGAGACUGAGUAUGAGUUUGAGCAUGUUGCAUUCUUGUCACUUUGGUUGUCAAGGUAUGUGUUUCCUUCUCUUCCUGAAGAAACCAUUGGAAAACAUGUGUUCCCAAUUGCAGCCCAGUUGUCCCAAGGUGUACAACUUGCUUUAGCCCCUGCUGUUCUUGCAAGUCUAUAUCAAAACUUGACAAUGUUGAAAGAAAAAGCUAUGGUCUCUGCUGAGUCCAUUAUAGUUUCAGGACCUUUACCAUUGUUGCAGCUUUGGGCAUUUGAAAGGUUCCCACUUGUGGGACCGAAUUUGGAUGAGGAAUUGCAAUCUUUUUUUAGAUGCUUACAGGUUUCUGAGCUUGUUGGAAUAGGUUGUAAAGAGAAGUAUAUGCCACACCGAGUGGGGAUGCAGUUUGGAAUGGAUCAGGAUCUUCCUUGUGAUGGUUCUAGUUCUGUUUUCACUUCUUCAAGUAGGGAAAAUGUUUUCUUUGUUCCACCAAGAAACUUCGAGCCUGGUGUUUCAGUUAGGUACUUCAAUUGGUGGAAGGAUUCUAUGUGUGCUCGCAAAGAUGCAGUUCAUGGUGUCAUAGCACAGAAAAGAAUUAUGAAGUCUAAAUCUUUACUGUCAGCUCAAACAAAAAUGAAGAAAAAGGAUUUAGGUGCCUCAGUUGAAUCAAAAAGUCUGAAACGGUGCAAUACCAUAUCAAGAUUUUCAGGAAAAUCUGGUGAUAAGGGAAGCCUUAAGACUGCUGCUAGUAGAAUAACUACGAAAUCAAAAACAUCUCCAUCAGUUGGGGCAAAAAAUUGUAAGGAUGACAGCCAUGCUGCUGUUUCAUCAAGGACACAGAAAAGUCCUGAGGAAUUAUUUCGGGUUUCUUCAAAAUCCAAUGUUGAAGAGAGUCAUGCCUCAGUUACUCCUUCCAGUAAUAUAUAUCAGGAUUCAAGUGAUGAUGAUAAUAUUUUGCUAGCGGAUCGUUUGGCAAGAAAAGCCAAUUCAUGUAAACUAUUUCCUAGAGUUGUCAAUGAGAAUAGGAGAAAAAGAAAAUUCCUCAGCACAACAGAAGAGAAUCCACAAGGGAAAGCAACCAUCGGAUUGGUUAAGGUUGCCAAAAAAUUGGAGAGAAAGGAUGAUGAUUCCAUGAAUGGACCCAAAGGGGUUGCUACAGAUGUGAAAAGAAAGGCAGAUCAGUCUGCGAAUGGACUCCUAGGGGUUGCUAGAAAAGUGGAGAGAAAGGCUGAUGAUUCUGCGAAUAUACCCAAAGGGGUUGAUAGAGAUGUGAAAAGAGUGGCCUCUGAUUCUGCAAAUGAUCCAUUAGACUUUGUAGUACUAAGCAAAAGGAUGGAACAGAACAAAAGCUGCAGAGAAUCAGUUAAAGAUGUUGCUAAAGAAGGGGAGGGAAAAAAAUUUAAGAAGGCUGGAGAGUCCUCUGAUAAUCCUAUAAAUAUUGAUGGCUGCGUGAGGAUUUCAACAAGUAGAGUUCAGAAACGUCCUCCAGAUCUAGAAGAAAGGGUUCAGAUUCUUCAGAAGCUAGAGGAACUUUUGGGGGUGGAGAGAUACUAG